Cylindrotheca closterium is the source of this 1335-nucleotide messenger RNA. The record is from the annotation of a GenBank genome assembly. Lineage: Eukaryota; Bacillariophyta; Bacillariophyceae; Bacillariales; Bacillariaceae.
AUGGCAGGAUCGUCUACAGGUGGGAACAAUGGCACUGCUGGCAAGGGUAGGAGCAGGAAGAAGAAGGCUGAUAGAUCAACUUUAAAUACUGCACAAGUUGUCACUCGAUCCAUCGCAGCAGCAUCCACUGCAAGGCGUGUCAUCACAUCAACAGACAGUGACCAAAGCACCAAGGUUCCGCCAGCAUUAGAAGAAAACAAUGAUGACACUAAUGACAAGGUGGUUGCUUCGCAGGAAGACGGCAGUCCCACAGCACCAGCGGCCAACAAUGGCCCGGUUCUGACCCAAUCAGAAGUUGAUGACAAAGAGGAAACAGUAAAAGCCCCACAUUAUUCUUUACCAGAACACAGUGGUGAGGCAUCAGCAGACGUCCAAGCUCUCGCUCUGUCAUCAUCAGAGCGAGAAAAGGUGAUGAAACAAGAAUUGACAGAGUCGUCAUGUGACGAAAAUCUUGGGGAAUUUUCAGAUGAAAUGUCUCAGUUUUCUUUUGUCUCCUCCCACCGGACGGCUAUUCCUGGCGAUGAAGACUACGAGAGCAACAGCAACGAUGCUGCGUUGAGCUUGGACUCCAAUGCUACAGACUACACAUGCAAGGGCAGAUCCCAAGCCUCCUACACCAUUCUUGAUUUACCACCUCAACUGGUUCAAGGAGACCAAGCCUAUACAGAAAGAAAUUGGCAUGUAGGCAGACUUCACAGAAGAAUAGAAGGCUCCAAUACGUUGAAGAAAAGUGACUUUGAUGAUGAUAUUUCAAGCGAAGAGGCAAACUAUAUACUAUGGAAUAGUCAAUCGGAAAUCAGGUAUGUGUUGGGUACUAGACAAAACCGACCUCAAUGUCGGGACAAGGAUCUGGAACUUCUAGGUUCUCAAAUUGGAUUCUUGGAAAGAAAAGGGAUUGGAGCCAAAAUAGAUGCUCUGGAAGAAAGGAGGGCAGAAAAGGCAAGGCAGGAAUUAGGCUGUGGUACUACUGGAGCUGUUGCUCAAUCGGACAUGCCAGAUAAAGAGCCAGCAGCAGCAAGGAGGAAAGCUGGUCUUGGUGAGGAAGAAUUGAAUGACUAUUGGGACCCAGCAGCUGAAACAAGAAAACGGAAACCCAAUAUUGGCCUCUCUGCAGAGCAGGUGCAUUUGAAGGAACAGCGCAAGAUGAGGGCCGACCUGAAAGUCGUUUUUACCAGUGACAACCCUAUCCAGCAUAAAGAAGUUUUCAGCAAUUUGCUAUCAAGAUCAGCAAGUCUUUUGCAAGCACCUCGACAAGAUGAGCAUGGAAGGCAUGUUGCCUCCAGGUUGAAAAAGGCUACCACUCAGUAUCAAAAAAGAACUCAACCGGUGUUAUAG